GGAAUCAGAAACCGGCCUCCCGUGGCAGCGACAUACGAAUUCCAGCCCUCGGUGCUUGUUAGUCCUGGACUUUUCUUCUCUACAUUCCUUCAUACCUCCAUCCUCACUCCCAUAUAACGUGUACUAUUCAAAAACAAGAAACAUGAAGUUUAGAGAACCCAAAACCGAAGAAGAGAAAGCUGCCCGCCGAAAGCAGGAAGAGGAGCAGGCCGCCCUUCCAUACACCAUUAAGCAGAAUGAGAUAGAAUCGAUCAGUGUCGAGUUCUCCGUGCCCGCCAACCUGAAGGCCAGGGAUUUGGACAUCAAAUUCACCCGGACAAGCAUCAAAGCCGGCGUCAAGGGACAGGAACCCAUUAUCCAGGGCGAUUUCCCGCACCCCAUCGUCGUCGACGACUCCACAUGGUCCAUGGCCGCCGAAGGUGACGUCAAGAUCGUGGACAUCCAGCUGAAGAAGGCCAACGAGAUGGAGUGGUGGCCACACGUCGUCACCAGCGCCCCCAAGAUAGACGUGACCAUGAUCGAGCCAGGCGAGACCUCUCUCAGUUCCAUCAAGGACAACGAAGUGCGGGCCAUGGCCGAGAAGAUGAUGUACGACAACAUGAAGAGCCCGGAGGAGAAGCAGAAGGAGAAGGAGGCGGAGAACAUGAAGCGCCUAAAGCAACUCGCAGAACAGACCGGGAUGGAUUUUAGCCAGGCCACUAUCAACCAUGGAUGAAAAAGCGAUGGGAAAUAUCACGAGCAACGCCUGGAGACGCAUGCAUGCUAUUAUUCGAGGAGGAAAAAAAGGCAGGUGGAGGAUUGAAAACAUUCUACGUCAUAAAUAAUCAGAGCUUAAAAAAGGUUUGGGUAGCUCAAAAAUGUCAGGGGCUUUACAAACGCUCUACCAUGGCGGCGCCUUGCCGACGAGUGUCGAGUGUCGGCGGGUAUUGCGCCAGAGAACCCCUUCCCGCAGGUUUUAAUCUUGGAGCAGCAUGAGAAAAUGGAGAAGCAGACGAAUACCGCAACCCAUUUUGUGUACUUUUUCUCCUCGUCAAUGACAAAAACCCUUGUCGAGGACAAGAAUCGUCAGACGAGAAGAAUAAAAGAAAUGUACUAGCACUCCGAUAUCAGCUGUAGUCGUGGUUGAUGUUAAUGACACACCAAGCAUCCCUUCGAUGCCUGGUACGAAUGGACGAUAGAAAGUCAAACAGUCUGGGAGCG
Molecule: messenger RNA, 1200 nt
Organism: Sodiomyces alkalinus F11
Lineage: Eukaryota; Fungi; Ascomycota; Sordariomycetes; Glomerellales; Plectosphaerellaceae
Product: nuclear movement protein nudC
Exons: 3
Coding region: 143-715 (190 amino acids)
Biological process (GO): protein folding
Cellular component (GO): cytoplasm
Source: RefSeq, a predicted model, not a curated record